Danaus plexippus (monarch butterfly) is the source of this 867-nucleotide messenger RNA. It is a transcript of the gene Naa80, whose product is annotated as N-alpha-acetyltransferase 80. Gene Ontology annotation, biological process: protein acetylation. Bases 178 to 762 code for a protein of 194 amino acids. Gene Ontology annotation, cellular component: cytoplasm. Gene Ontology annotation, molecular function: acetyl-CoA binding; N-acetyltransferase activity. The record is from RefSeq and is a predicted model, not a curated record. Lineage: Eukaryota; Metazoa; Arthropoda; Insecta; Lepidoptera; Nymphalidae. The transcript has 2 exons.
UUUCAUCCCAACCAAAGUUAAAUUUAAUCAACGGCUUACUACAUGACAGUUAUUAAUAGAUAAUAGGUUAGUUUUCUUACAACAGGCAUGGACAACGUUACUCUGAUUUGUAAAAUGGAUAAUUACGAUCUUACCUCGUUCUAAUGUGAAAACCACCUAAAGUACAAAGCCAAUACCAUGGAACAUAAAGAUUUAAGAGUACUGCCAUUACACAAGUUUCCACAAUAUUUAAAACCAUGCUGUGAUUUAAUAAACGAAGAAUGGCCUCGUAGCGAAACGGCAAGGAUGAUGUCUCUACAAGCCUCCUGUGACGAUUUACCGACAAGUUUAAUUUUAAUAGAUGAUCAAAGGCACAUCCUAGGACAUUGUAAGCUUUCACGGAUACCAAGAAUACCACACAGCUGUUUUCUGGAAUCAGUCGUGAUAAGGAAGUCUAUGCGAGGAAAAAAACUAGGAACAUAUCUCAUGGAACAAGUGGAAAACUACUGCAAGCAUGUAUUGAGAUUAAAAAUGGUACAUCUUUCUACUAGAGGCCAAGAGAAUUUUUAUACUAAAUUAGGAUACGAAAUAUGUGAACCGAUCAGUAUUUAUGGAGGGAGUACAAUUAGUUACAAGGCCCCCAUCACCAACAAUAAAAGCCAGCCUCCGAAGCUCAUAAGCUCCAGGAACGAAACUAUCCCCCCACCCCCACCGAUGCCAGUACCUCAGAAAAUCAACAAUGUCGUUAAAAGUAAUAUGACAUACAUGGCAAAAAAAUUUUGAUGGGAUAAUAAUAGAGGUGUACCGAAUUUAUAAAAUAAACAUUGAACAAAACGAGUUGAUUCAUUUGUACCGAGUAAAUUGAUAUUAUAUUAUGUUGUAGAUGAA